Panthera uncia (snow leopard) is the source of this 961-nucleotide messenger RNA. RefSeq names its product charged multivesicular body protein 5 (gene CHMP5). Lineage: Eukaryota; Metazoa; Chordata; Mammalia; Carnivora; Felidae. The transcript has 8 exons. The coding region runs from base 246 to 905 and encodes 219 amino acids. Gene Ontology annotation, biological process: late endosome to vacuole transport via multivesicular body sorting pathway; vesicle budding from membrane. The record is from RefSeq and is a predicted model, not a curated record. Gene Ontology annotation, cellular component: multivesicular body.
UUGAAGCCACGCCCACGCCCUUCACCGAGGCCACGCCCCUGCUGACUCUCUGCACCCUCCAACCUCCGGGAGCUCUCCUUCCCCGGAAGGCCGAGCUGAAAACCCGGAAAAAGGAUCGGGGAAACUGCAAUAGGCACAUUGCGCUUGCGCAAGGGGGGGCAGGAAGUCAAGGCGGAGGCGGAGGUGAUUCUACUUCCGUUUCUAGUUUUGCUCCAGUGUUUGGGUUUUCUUCGCGGCCGACCAAGAUGAACCGAUUCUUCGGAAAAGCGAAACCCAAGGCUCCGCCGCCCAGCCUGACUGACUGCAUUGGCACGGUGGACAGCAGGGCAGAAUCUAUUGACAAGAAGAUUUCUCGACUGGAUGCUGAGCUAGUGAAGUAUAAGGAUCAGAUCAAGAAGAUGAGAGAGGGUCCUGCCAAGAAUAUGGUCAAACAGAAAGCCUUGAGGGUUUUAAAGCAAAAGCGGAUGUAUGAGCAGCAGCGGGACAAUCUCGCCCAACAGUCAUUUAACAUGGAACAAGCCAAUUACACCAUCCAGUCAUUGAAGGACACCAAGACCACGGUUGAUGCUAUGAAACUGGGAGUAAAGGAAAUGAAGAAAGCAUACAAGCAAGUGAAAAUUGACCAGAUUGAGGAUUUACAAGACCAGCUAGAAGAUAUGAUGGAAGAUGCCAGUGAAAUCCAAGAAGCACUGAGCCGUAGUUAUGGCACCCCAGAAUUAGACGAAGAUGACCUGGAAGCAGAGUUGGAUGCACUGGGUGACGAGCUUCUGGCUGAUGAAGACAGUUCUUACUUGGAUGAAGCGGCAUCUGCACCUGCAAUUCCAGAAGGCGUUCCCACUGACACAAAGAAUAAGGAUGGAGUCCUGGUGGAUGAAUUUGGAUUACCACAGAUCCCUGCUUCAUAGACUUGCAUCAUUCAAAUACAUCGUGUAAAAUAAACACAUAUUGUGGGACUAGGAAA